Molecule: messenger RNA, 1566 nt
Organism: Nicotiana tabacum (common tobacco)
Lineage: Eukaryota; Viridiplantae; Streptophyta; Magnoliopsida; Solanales; Solanaceae
Product: E3 ubiquitin-protein ligase BOI
Molecular function (GO): ubiquitin-protein transferase activity
Source: RefSeq, a predicted model, not a curated record
CCUGUUCCAAAAACGUUUCAGCUCUUUCUCUCUCUCUAAUUCUUGCUUGAUCUUUCCUCGUCAGAAAACUUAUCUUCCUUGUUCAUUUUGUGGUUACACCAAAUAAUUCUUCUUUAUUCAUAUCUAUUCACUUUUAAUUUUUCUUCCCAAAAAGGAAAAAGAAACCGUCAUCCAUUUCUCAUCCGUAAUCUGCAGUUUCAUUUUCACCCUAUGAUCAAGAUGAGGUCUUUUUAUUGAAGAAGCUCAACCUAACAGCUUUCUCCAGGCUCUCUUUUUAAUUGUUUUGAUAUGAGUAUGAUUCCAAAAGUUUCAUAGAAUGGAUUUAUCAGAAUUUAUGGUGUAGCAAUCUUCCAUUGGAGUCUUUGGGUUUAUUAUGUUGAACUUGCUCAAAUCUCUUAGUAGAUCUUGCUUUGAAAAAUGUAUAGAGGCAGCAACACUAACACUCCACUUCCUAUUUUCGUGGAUGAGAACGGUUUCCAGUAUCCUGCUACUGCACCAAAUCAACUUCAAUUAUUUGGAAGCUUUCCACUUGGAUCCAAUGCUGAUCCUGUAAAUAAUUUUGUAAAUGAGCACCUGAUUCGGCACAAUAAACGAGGCAGGGAAGCUGAAGGUGUUUCCCGGCAGCAAAAGCUUCAAAUUUCCUUGAACCACAAUGUGGUUCAUGAUGACACUGAACGGCUAGCUAAUAUUCCUGGCCAGAAUCUUGUUUCAACUGGUUUAAAGUUAUCAUAUGAUGAUGAUGAACCCAAUUCUUCGGUCACUUCUGCAAGUGGAAGUAUGAAUGCAUCAGCAUCAGUUAUGAUGUCUCUAGGUGACAACAUUAAAACGGAGCUGGAGCGCCAGAAGAAAGAAUUUGAUCAAUAUAUUAAGACUCAGGAAGAAACUUGGGCUAGAGGUGUGAGAGACAUAAAACAGAGACAUAUGGCUUCGUUAGUGACUGCACUCGAGAAAAAUGUCGGCACUAAGUUGCAAGAGAAGGAUAUUGAGUUAGAGAACAUAAACCGGAAGAACAGAGAACUGGUUGAACGAAUGAAGCAAGUUACAGCAGAAGCACAAAAUUGGUGUUAUAGAGCCAAGUGUAACGAAUCUUUAGUCAGCACAUUACGAACGAACCUUCAACAAGCGAUGCAAUCUGCUGAACAAGGAAAAGAAGGGACGGGAGACAAUGAGCUAGACGAUGCUGUGUCCUGCAUUGAUCCAAACAAUUGGCUCAGCAUCCCUAGUGGUUCUGGGAAAGGUACAUCGGCGAAAAAAGCCAAUUUGAAGUGCAAGGUGUGCAAAUUGAAGGAGGUAUCCAUCUUAUUGAUGCCUUGUAGACACUUGUGUUUAUGUAAAGACUGUGAAGGAUUAGUUAAUGUAUGUCCUAUCUGCCAGUUGAUGACAACUGCUGGUGUUGAGGUGCUCUUGUCUUGAAAUAUGAACAAAAUUUAAAACAAAGGCCGAAGAAAUAAUCUCAUAAAGAUUCUAGAUAAUCAUUGUGGCUUUACUUUGUGUAUUUACUGUACAGAAGUAAUUUCUUCAAAUUGGGGAUUAAUUAUAAUGGUUCUUCUUGAUGCUUCAUUUGGA